This is a messenger RNA of Pterocles gutturalis (yellow-throated sandgrouse), 970 nucleotides long. RefSeq names its product solute carrier family 10 (sodium/bile acid cotransporter), member 1 (gene SLC10A1). The record is from RefSeq and is a predicted model, not a curated record. Gene Ontology annotation, cellular component: membrane. Gene Ontology annotation, molecular function: bile acid:sodium symporter activity. Lineage: Eukaryota; Metazoa; Chordata; Aves; Pterocliformes; Pteroclidae. Gene Ontology annotation, biological process: bile acid and bile salt transport.
GUCACACACAGAGCACCUCCUGACCACUGCGGCACCACCAUUUGCAUUUGGCCAGCAAGCCACAGACAAAGCCCUGAAUGCCAUCCUCAUUGUGGUCCUCUUCGUCAUCAUGGUACCUCUGGGGUGUACCAUGGAGAUAGCCAAGAUCACAACUCACCUCCGGAAACUCAAAGGCGUGGUGAUUGCUGUCAUGGCUCAAUACAGCGUCAUACCCUUGACAGCAUUUGUGUUGGGCAAGCUUUUCCAGCUGGGUGCUACAGAAUCCUUGGCCAUCCUCAUCUGCAGCUGCUGCCCAGGGGGAAACCUCUCCAACAUCUUUAGUCUGUCACUGAGAGGGGACAUGAACCUCAGCAUUGUAAUGACCACAUGCUCAAUAGGCCUGGCAAUUGGACUAAUGCCUCUGCUUCCGUACCUUUACUUGGGAGGACUAUACAAGGGUGAUUUGGAGGGCAAGGUGCCUUACAAAGGAAUAAUCACCUCCCUGGUCCUCAUGCUAAGCCCCUGUGCCAUCGGCGUCAUCUUGAAUGAGAAGAAAUCACAGUACACUGGCUUUCUCAUCAAGGCAGGGAUGGUUGUGCUUCUGCUGUCAUCUGCUGCAAUAAUCGCUCUGUCUGUGGACAGUGUAGGAAGUGGUAUCAUGGUCAUCUUCUCAUCAUCCCUCCUGGGAUCUUUUGCCUUGAUGCCCUUUAUUGGAUUCCUGCAGCAGCUGUUUAAAAGUGGAUUAAACCUGUAAUGCUUGUCAGGGUUUAACUUUUCCUCCUUCAGAUGCAGAAGGCUGGUGUGCAUGGAAACUGGCUGCCAGAAUGUACAGCUUUGCUCGACUAUCCUCAAGGUUGCCUUCACCCCAGAAAGCAUUGGCCUGUACUUCUUCCCACUGCUCUACUUGCUGUCAGAGAGACUUCUGCUCAUCCUGCUCUUUACGAUCUGGGACAGAACAAAGAAACCAAAUGGCAAGUACAGCUUAAUAUAA